AUAUUAUCGUUUCUUUGUUGUGUUUAUAUGUUGUGACUCAGUGCGAAACCGUGAUAAAACCUGAGAAUUGAAACGAAAUUUAGUCGGUCACCAAAAUUACAAGUGUCAAGAUGUCCCUGGUUUCAGAUGAGGAGUGGGUGGAGUACAAGUCCAAGUUCGACAAGAACUACGAGGCAGAGGAGGAUCUGAUGCGUCGUAGAAUCUACGCCGAGUCCAAAGCCCGGAUUGAGGAACACAAUCGGAAGUUCGAGAAGGGCGAAGUGACUUGGAAAAUGGGAAUUAAUCAUUUGGCUGAUCUCACGCCUGAGGAAUUUGCCCAGCGUUGUGGCAAAAAGGUGCCGCCAAAUUAACAGAAUCUCAAGUGAAUCUCAUUUUAAAUAGACAUUUUGUAAAGACACUAAUCUCUCUGUAAUUCUAUAAAUAUGCAUUUGAAUUUUUAAAUCUUUAUCGUUCAACCACCCCCAAAUAAACAAUAAAUCAGCUGUUUUGUACAUUUU
Molecule: messenger RNA, 497 nt
Organism: Drosophila melanogaster (fruit fly)
Lineage: Eukaryota; Metazoa; Arthropoda; Insecta; Diptera; Drosophilidae
Gene: cer
Product: crammer
Exons: 2
Coding region: 111-350 (79 amino acids)
Source: RefSeq, marked reviewed